This is a messenger RNA of Rhopalosiphum maidis (corn leaf aphid), 579 nucleotides long. RefSeq lists its product as uncharacterized. The record is from RefSeq and is a predicted model, not a curated record. The transcript is spliced from 3 exons. The coding region runs from base 121 to 558 and encodes 145 amino acids. NCBI's taxonomy places the organism in Eukaryota, Metazoa, Arthropoda, Insecta, Hemiptera, Aphididae.
AUAACAUUUUUACCUAUUAUAUUUCUAUACUUUAAUCUUCAAAUUUUUAAUCUGCGGAAGAGUUAAAAGCUAAUAGUUAUAUAUAUUUUUAAUUAUUAUUCUCGGUUUCUAUAGAAAAUAAUGUCAGAUCAUUUUAAUGCACAAGACAUAAUAGAAUGUUCUGAUGAUGAAAAUUAUGGUUUUAAACAAAAUCAGAUGAAUGAAUGUUAUCCUGAACCAUCUGAAAUUUAUUCAUUGUACAAAGCCUUGGAGUCAGCUAAUGUUACAUCUUUAAAACUUGAAUGGACUUGUCCUGGACGAAGAGAAUUAACACCUGACGAUAGUCAAGUAUCUCAGAGUACUACUAAUGAACUUUGUGAUAUUGCAGAGUCAUUAGAUCAAUCUGAUUUUGAUUUUCAAGAAGACAUAUCACAUAUGAAUUUAAAUCGUAUGGAUGGCAAAAAAGAAUUAAAAGGAAGUGCUAAGAAGAAAACUACUAGUUUAGAUGCAGUUUUAUCAAAUAUGGCUAGACAUCAAAAAUUAGACAAUAUGCUUGAUGAAAAAUUUGAUUCAUUAUAAAACAUAAUUUUUUGAGGUAAA